GACCACCAGAGGGGAGAAAAAACGUCGUAGUUUACCCAGUCCCACUGGGUCCGAACCGUGCAAUGGAGAACAACUUUGCACCCAGUGGCUCACUCUCGAGCUCUACAAAGGAGCAAAUCGCCGAAAGCAUGCAGGAGAUGUUCUCUCACCUGGACCCAGAAGUUAUUGACAUCGUGCUGUCCGAGUGUGAUUUUAAAGUUGAAAUAGCAAUGGACUCUCUGCUGCAGCUGUCUGAGGCUGCUGAAGAUGCAGCUCCUCUUCCCUCUCCCAUGUCUGGCUUUGAGCGUACUGCUGCCGACCUGCUUGGUCCUCCUGAGUUUCCUGAUCCAAGACCAAACCAAGAUUCAUUCAAAUCAUUGAAACACCCUUUAUUUUCUCCUUCCUCUACCAGCCCUUUAACAGAGGAGAUGGACAUGGCAGUUGAACAGGAGCUGGAGACACUUGAAGCAAAAGCAGAUAUAAAGGGAGAAGACCACAGAAGCCAGUAUUUGUCUAUUAGUGAACCCAUCUCCUUACCGCCCUCAGCAUUUAUACAGCAAACUGAUGCUGAACCCCCUACGUCUAGUCCGAAAUCCGGAUCUACAGGGCCCUUGUCUCAGUACUCUUUUUCAGAAGCCGCCUUAGUAGAAUCUUCAUUGCCAGCCAUGCAGCAUACCACUGCAGAGAAGCACCAGACUUUGGUAGAUUUUACUCACCUUGUGACAGAGGAACCUGCAGAAAAGCCCAAACCUCCUUUGGACCUUGCAGCUUUAGGCCGUCCCUCUGCUUUUCAGGCGUACAUAAAACAGGACCCACAACCUGGCAUGCCUGGAAGAACAGAAGUUGGGCCUUCUGAUACUGUAGUUGGAGGGGCGAGAUCUAAAGCAAACACAAAUCUAGAGCCUGUUGGUAAUGUGUCUUGGAAUGUGGAGGCACCAGUCUUUUCUCCUUGUACCACUGGAAACCAUGAACCUACCUUUAUUACUCCUGUGGCUCAGACAUCCCAUAAUUGGCCACACCAUGCUAGACAAGCCUGUCCAUGGCAGCUACAGUGUCAAGCACCUCUGAAACCUUCAGCAACUAUUCCAAAGUCCUGGGCCCUGCCUCCUGCUUCACAGUAUUGUACCCCUAACAGUUAUCUGCAAUUGGAAGGAAACGUUCUCGUGCUGCUACGUGGUGCUCCAGGAUCUGGAAAGUCAACACUAGCAAGAACAUUGUUAGAGCAAAAUCCAGGUGGCAUUAUUUUGAGUACUGACAACUAUUUUAUUCACAAUGGAGAAUACCACUAUGACCCCACUGUUUUGGGAGAAGCUCACGAAUGGAAUCAUAAAAAAGCCAAGAAGGCUUUCCACAGAGGCAUUAGUCCCAUCAUCAUUGAUAACACUAACAUGCAGGGAUGGGAGAUGAAACCUUAUGUGGCUCAGGCACUAAAACAUGGAUAUAAAGUUUUGUUUAAAGAGCCGCAAACGUGGUGGAGAAACAAGCCCAAAGAACUGGAGAGACGCUCCACACACGGGGUGCAUGUGGAAAAAAUCCGACGCAUGCUCAACGGGUACGAGCGCUCUGUCACAGUCCAGUCCAUCAUGGGUUCAUGUGUGCCUGAGCACAAACAGUACCACAUUCUGGAGAACACAAGCUCACAGCUGACGUCCUCUGAAGUACCUUGUCCUGAUCUGGUGGGAAAACCAAGGCUAAUUGAGGGAACUAAUGUGUCACGCUCCCAUCUGUUUUCCUCUCUGCCAGAUGUCUCAUCUAUCAGUCAGUCUCAUGAGUUGGACGAUGGCUCCUAUAGAUCCACAGAAUCAGUACAUUUUCAGCCCACUGAACAAUCUGCAGAAAACGCAGACGUAUCUGCUAUGGAUGACUUAAAUUUGGAGCAUUUGGAUAGUGAGUUGGACGCCCGGUUACAGCUAAAUAAUUUAGUAGGAGCUCAACAAAUCCCGGACUGUAUCGUGGAGUCUGUGAUGAAUGAAGAGUCCCCGGAGAACGAACUGCCUGUUGCUUUUUCUGAAUCUAUUGCACAGCGGGUGAAGAGAGAGAGUCGAAUGAAGAGAUUUGAUCAUGAAAAGAUGGAGGCUGCAGAUCUGGUGAAGGACACUAACCAGUCAGAGAGUGAGGAGACAGAAAAAAAGGAAGCAAGUGACCUUGAGUUUGUUUGGGUUAUGGAAGAAGCUAAAAUGUUGGAGUUUGUAGGUGACUGGCCUACAGAAGGAUCUCUAAACCAGCGACAAACAAGAAGAGGAAGACAUAAAGAAAGAAAUUUUACAGAAGACAAAUCUGUGUCUCAGGAAGUAAAUACAUCGGAACCUGAUAAAACAGAGUGUCCAGAAGAGCUCGAUCUGGAUCAGACCAACUCUUCUCUGAUUUCCUCGAGGAAUGAAGAGAAUUUACCAAAAGAAGUGUCAGGAGAGGAUGGUGGGAGGAUUGACGGCUCCUAUGGCAAUGAAGACAUUGGACGAGACAUGGACGAGCAAGAUGGCAGGGACAUCUACAGCAUGGGAGAAUUACCUGACUGUGUGUUAGACUGGAAGGCUGCUGACUACUGCAGGGCUAGAAAAUCAAAAUUCAAAAUUGGAGCAGAGGACACUGAUAGAAAUAACGGGAACGUCAGAGAUACCGUUAGUUCUGAUUUUGCCCCAUCUGUCACUGCUGAGUCACUAUUUGUCUCCAGUAAUGCCGAGUUAAACAGGCACCAUGACGCAGAGAGCCACAACAGUGAAGGUGUGGUUGAUAGAAAAGUUGAUGAUGUGCCAACUGAUCCCUGCACUAUGGAUUGCAGGGAGACUGUAGCUGAGGCUGACAGCAGUCUUCUCAGUGAGGCCUCUCAGAGUCCAGUGAGUGAGGGCUCAGCGGAGGGACAAAGAGGUUCCCUCAGUGCAAACAGUCAGGAUAAAAAGCUGCGUCAGGGCCGUCGAUCAGGGAAACAGUGCAAACUCGCCCUCACCUUCACUCAAAACUAUCCUGAUGCCCAAACAAAUACCAACGAAUCCCCCAGAACCCCGAGUGACAACACAGAGAGCCAUCCAAACAGCCCAGACACCGAUGACCAACACAUCAGAAAUGUCUGCUCUAACUCCAACCUUGACCCUAAGCCCGACCUGUCCACUGAGUCCAAGUCAGAAACUGAAGUGCAGUCAUCUUCUUCUUCUUUUCCUCCUCCUCCUCCUCUUCAGGCAGAGUCAGGCUGCUUCAUUCAAACAGAGCCUCAAGACUUCGCUCUCCUAUGGCGUCUGAAUCGCCAGGACCUCCGCAAUAAUAACACUUCCACUGCUGCUUCCAGUAACUCCGGUGGCUUCACUGUUCUGUGUGGCGACUCCAGUCGAUUCGUGCCAGCGCUCUCCUCCGUGGCUUUCGCAGCAGUUGCAGUUAACCCCUUGGGCCACAGCGAUGUACUUUAUCGAGUGGUCCAUGAGAAAGGCACACAAGUCGAGGAGAGAGAUUUGGGAGGAACCCAUGACCGCCUCGAGAGCUUGUGUAUCCUCUGCCGUCACUUUAAACUAGUAAAUUAUGAUACAUUAGAGGAUUUGUAUGACAAAUGCCAUCAGGACCUAGAGUGGACCACCAACCUGCUGCUGGACUCUGGAGAGCGGGUCUUUAAAGAGGAAGACGACACAGAGGUGGAGAAACAGGAGCUGGAAAGUGGUGUUCUUCAGGAUAAACAUGACCAGAACACACCCUCUCCAUGUCGAGCUCCAGGAGGAGCAGAAACCAGCUAUCAUCCUGAGGUGAGCUGUCUGGAGACAACUGGAUCUGAGCAGGUGACUGAGCUAUCAUCUGAUGCAACACGUGAUAAGUCCAAACUAGACUGUGUGGAUUUGACAUGUGUUGAAGGUGCUGCUGCUUCAUUUAAAAGUGAGAAUACUACCAGGUCGUCACUGUGGCCUGGAGAUCUGCAAAUAAAAAUGACAGAAGGAGAGACCACUGGACACAGAGAAAUAGCAGAACCUUGUUCAGAAGCUGGGGCCUCAGGUGGAAAUGUUGUGAUAAAUGAGGACUCUGUGGCUAAAGAUGAUGCUGCUAGCAUGGAUGAGAUCCACCGACUGUCGCGGGCAGAACUGGAGGAGCUUAAUGAACAGGAAGAGAGGACCGAGAGGAGGCAGGUGGAGGAAAGAAGGAGCAUGCAUCUGGACAUUCAGAGUGUGGAGCUCAAACUACCCACUGAACUGGCCAUACAGCUUAUUGAACUGUUCGGCCCUGUGGGAUUGGACCCAGGUACAUGUGACACUGAAGACUAUAAGGUCAAUAUGGACCUGCACCUGGCCAAGCUGCUCCACCAGAAGUGGAAGGAGACAAUCCAGGAAACGCAGCGACAGACGGCACUUUUGUUCCAUUUGUUUGGAGAGAGUGACGAUGGUUACAUGACACCAGGCAGUCAACCAGAGGCCCGUGGCCGUCUGCCGUUCAUGGACCACUGGAAUGCGUCCCGCCCACAUGUCUCCCUGACAGAUAUAAUAAAAGAGGAACUGGCCUUGCAGAAGAAUGUUGAGAAGACCAGGCAAAGUCGUGUAGACCUUGAUCAGAGAAACGGCGCAACUCUGCUGAAAGAGGACAAACUCUUCUCAAUCUUUCCAAACAUAGACAGACAUUUCCUUCAGGACAUUUUCAGAGAUCACAAUUACAGCCUGGCCCAGACGGAGCUGUUUCUCCGUUCUCUACUAGAUGAAGAACCCGCCAAGAACGUUGUUGCCCCAGAGGCCCCUCAGUGUGAUCAUCACAGAGCAGCAAGCAAAGAAAGGGAAAAGAAAGCUCCAGAGUCGAUCACACCGGACUUUCAGGACGUGGAGUACCCAGAGUACGACGACUUCAGGGCUGAAGCCAAUUUGCAGAGGAGGAGACAGUUGGAGAGUUUUGCCAAAGCUGCUGAGGCCUCACAGCAGGGACGCAAACAAGUGGCCUCGUUUUACGCACAACAGGGACAUUUGCAUGGACAGCGGAUGCGUGAAGCUAAUCACCGUGCAGCAGUCCAGAUCUUUGAGCGUGUCAACUCCUCACUGCUGCCCAGAAACAUCCUGGACCUCCAUGGACUCCAUGUAGACGAGGCCCUGCAUCACCUGGACCAAGUCCUAGAGGACAAAGCAUCAGAUUGUGAGAAAGGUCUGUGUCGACCUGAGCUGUCUGUUAUCACAGGAAAGGGGAACCACAGCCAGGGGGGCGUGGCCCGCAUCCGCCCUGCUGUGAUAGUCUACCUUACUAACAAACAAUACAGGUUCACUGAGCCAAAGCCAGGCCUUUUGUUGGUCUCUUUGAAGUGAAAAGAAAUUGCUUCACUGGAAUCAGACUCAACCUGCUGUGGAGAACAUCCUGCUUUUCACCGUCAUUCUUGCGUUUCUGUCUCUCAUUCACAUGAACAGAUGAACGCAUGAUAAUGGAGCCGACGGGGGAUAUAACGUUGAUGAAGGUUAAAGUGAAAUUUAAUUAAGCUUUUUUUAAAUACGGAUAUUUAUUGUAAUUGUUUUUUGUAAGAGUGCUACAUUUGCGUGGAACAAGAAUAAUGUAUCUUAAUUUAUCUGUACAGCUAGAAAAACAUUUUUAUAAUGAAAAUAUUUGGUACAAACUCCAACCUUUAUCAGUGACCACUGCAAAACUUGGAAGUAUUAAGUUAGACCAGUGGGGUUUUUUUCAGCAGCAUUUCCACCUGUUUCUGAGAAAAUUCCUCAUUGUAAUUAUUGUGGUUUUGAUUGACAGCUAGUCCCACCUUAAAAUCCAGCUUUUUUGGGUUACAUAUGAGAUGCUAAUCAAUGUGGCACCAGUACGUCUUGUGAUAGAAAUGCACAAACACACCUUCAAAAAGAAAACUCAGAACACGUCCAUCUUUUAAAUGCAAAUUAACUUAACUAGAUUUUAUGCCAUUGAAAAAUAACACUGCCUGUAAAAAUCAAUAAUUGUUUACUUGGUGCUCAAAAUUUAAAAAAAAA
Molecule: messenger RNA, 5894 nt
Organism: Cynoglossus semilaevis (tongue sole)
Lineage: Eukaryota; Metazoa; Chordata; Actinopteri; Pleuronectiformes; Cynoglossidae
Gene: n4bp2
Product: NEDD4 binding protein 2
Exons: 16
Coding region: 63-5231 (1722 amino acids)
Cellular component (GO): nucleus
Molecular function (GO): endonuclease activity; ubiquitin binding
Source: RefSeq, a predicted model, not a curated record